UGAAUCGAACUACCCGUCCUGCUCGUUCCGUCCCCAGCGCGGCUUCCGUGGUUGCGCUGCGACAUGGCGUCCUGUGCGGGAGCGUUCCGCAGGUUCUCCGCGCUGUCCCUCCUGGCCUCCGCGGCCGGGCGUCGCGUCCGCGACGCACAGAACUCGUGGCGAGCGUGCUCGUCCGGCAGUGUGAGGAGCAGCCUGUGGGAGCACGUGAGGGAGGGCUACAGCGACAAGCCGCAGCUGGACAUGGGGCCGGUGUGCGGGGAGACGGGCCGGCUGAUAACUGACCUGCAGAACAGGAGGGGAGACCUGGGGCCGGCCGACGUCCAGACUAUCAUUUCGGUCUGGAAGCAGAUGCUGGAGGUGCAGAAGGAGAUCGAGGAGCUGGAGGGAAAGAAGAAAGUGGUCAGUGCUGCCGUUCGAGCUCUUGUGGAGCAGCAUGACAAGAAGGCCCUGGCCCAGCUGGCAGAGUACAGGACUGCCAGAGAAGAGGGCCGAGGGAUCAGAGCCAGGCUGAAUGAGUUGUACCCUCAGCAGAGCGAUCUGGAGCAGCAGUACUACUGCCGUGCCCUGAGGCUUCCCAACAGGACCCAUCCAGAUGUGCCCGUAGGAGAUGAGAGCAAGGCAAGGGUGGUUGAAGUGGUUGGGCAGAAAGCUGAGUUUGAUUUCAAAGCCCGAGGCCACCUAGAAAUUGGGGAGAGACUGGACAUCAUAAGACAACGACGCCUUGCCCACGUAUCAGGUCAUAGAUCGUACUAUCUCCGGGCAGCAGGAGCCAGACUUCAGACUGCCUUGCAAAACUUUGCUCUGGAUCUCCUUCAGAAAAGGGGUUUUAUCCCCAUGGUCGUUCCAGAUGUGCUGAAAGGAGUCGUGUUUGAGGGCUGUGGGAUGCAGCCUCAUGCUCAUCGCUCACAGGUGUACUCUUUGGACCCAGCCCGCUUCCCUGACUUUAAUUUGGCUGGCACAGGGGAAGUUGGUAUCGCAGGUUACUUCAUGGACCAUGCUGUAAAUUUAACGGAUGUGCCUGUCAGGACAGUUUGCAGUAGCACGUGUUACCGAGCAGAAACGGACACUGGCCGAGAGACUUGGGGGCUCUACAGGGUUCAUCACUUUAACAAGGUGGAGAUGUUUGGUGUGACGGCAGAUGAGACGGGUGAGGAGAGUUCUCAGCUGUUAGAUGAAUUCGUGUCGUUACAGAAGGAGAUUUUCUCCUCCCUCAAGCUCCAUUACAGGGUUCUGGACAUGCCCACAGAAGAGCUGGGACCACCAGCCUUCAGGAAGUAUGAUAUUGAAGCUUGGAUGCCAGGCCGCGGUAGCUUUGGCGAGAUCUCCAGUGCAUCAAACUGCACUGACUAUCAAAGCCGGCGGCUUAAUAUCUUCUACGAGAGAGGAGAUGGCAGUCUGAAGUACGCCCACACGGUGAACGCUACAGCUUGUGCUAUUCCACGCACUAUUAUUGCACUUUUGGAGACUCAUCAAACAAAGGAAGGAACGGUACGGGUUCCAGACGCCUUGCAGCCAUAUCUUGGGUUGGAGGUGAUUGAAAAGCCCAAAUACACUCCCUUGAAAUACAUUGGACCAAAUCAGCCCAACCGUCCGCCACGUUCCCCCUGGCGUUAAUACGGCAGCCGUGUUCAAAUUACAAGGUUUCUAUCUUAGUUAGCAAAUUCAGACCAGGACACAACGGAAGCCUCAGCACCGACUUUUCUCAAGAAGAGUACAAGGCCUUGGCUUAUGCCCGGCAUGUUGCCCAGAUUCAGCUUAUCGUUUCCGUUUGGAAGCUCGAAAGCAAAGCUGCAGCUGAAUCCUAUGAAGUAUAACGUUUUAAGGCUAUUUCUUGGUGAGAUGAGACGUGACGUGGUGAUGAGGAAUGUACGAAUGAUCUUUAUUUGUAUUAAGAGGUGUGAACGUCCUUCAGACCUACAGUCCAGCUCUGGAUACUAUCUUGUGGAAAUCAUGGAGAUAAUAGAUCACCUUUUGUUCUAAAAAGGGUGACAAACUCCUGGACGCUCUGUCUUUUUUACUUUGAAGAUGCUACUAAAGCCAAUAUGCAUUAAAACCUGCAGAAAGAG
Pygocentrus nattereri (red-bellied piranha) is the source of this 2066-nucleotide messenger RNA. RefSeq names its product seryl-tRNA synthetase 2, mitochondrial (gene sars2). Gene Ontology annotation, molecular function: tRNA binding; ATP binding; serine-tRNA ligase activity. Bases 64 to 1614 code for a protein of 516 amino acids. Gene Ontology annotation, cellular component: mitochondrion. The record is from RefSeq and is a predicted model, not a curated record. The transcript is spliced from 16 exons. Gene Ontology annotation, biological process: mitochondrial seryl-tRNA aminoacylation. Lineage: Eukaryota; Metazoa; Chordata; Actinopteri; Characiformes; Serrasalmidae.